Molecule: messenger RNA, 2235 nt
Organism: Cajanus cajan (pigeon pea)
Lineage: Eukaryota; Viridiplantae; Streptophyta; Magnoliopsida; Fabales; Fabaceae
Product: retrovirus-related Pol polyprotein from transposon RE2
Biological process (GO): DNA integration
Molecular function (GO): nucleic acid binding
Source: RefSeq, a predicted model, not a curated record
AUGGAAGACCAGAGCUAUGCAGAUUUUACUACCAAUCCCUAUAACCCAUACUAUCUCCAUCCAAAUGAAACUCCUUCCCUGGUGCUCGUGACUCCACUCCUUGAUGGUAAGAACUACCACACAAGGGCCAGAGCAAUGAGAAUGGCUUUGAUGUCUAAGCAUAAGGUGAAGUUUAUUGAUGGGACUCUUACUCCUCCACAUUCAUCAAGCAUUUUAUUUGAACCAUGGGGCAGAUGUAAUACCAUGGUCAUCUCCUGGCUUCAGCAUUCAAUUUCUGAAAAGAUUGUGAAAUCCAUUCUUUGGUUUGAUACUGCAUCAGAUAUUUGGCAAGAUUUGAAGGCAAGAUUUUCACAAGGAGACGUUUUUCGAGUUGCACAAUUACAGGAAGAUCUGUACAAGUUUCAUCAAGGAAGCCUUGACGUAACUGAAUAUUUCACCCAGCUUAAAGAAAUGUGGGAUGAAAUUGAUAACCUUAGACCUCUCUCUAGAUGUAAAUGCUCUAUAGCAUGUAGUUGCGGAGCAGUAGAUUCUUCAUACAAAUACAGAGAACAAGAUGCUGUGAUACGAUUUUUGAGAGGCUUGAAUGAUCAAUAUACACAUGUCCGAUCCCAAAUUAUGCUCAUGGACCCUCUCCCUUCACUAAGCAAAACAUUCUCAUUGGUAGGACAACAAGAAAGACACCUUAACCAAUCUGCAAUCCAUGAUGAUACCAAGGUACUAGCAGCAACAAGCUUUGGUUCCCUCCCUCAAACCCCCACCACACAACAACAUCAAUCUCCACAGCAGCAACAAUUUGGCUUUCGGCGAGGAGGCUACUCUCAUGGUAGAGGUCGAGGUAGAGGAGGUCGUACACACGGGUCCAUUAAAAUUUGCACACAUUGUGGAAGGAACAAUCACACAGUGGAUACAUGUUACUUCAAACAUGGAUUUCCACCUGGUUAUCAAUCAAAAGGGGGCACGAGUGCAAACUUUACUGUUAAUGCUGUUGAAACAACAUCUCCCUCUAGUAUGGUUCCCGAGUCUAACAAUCCCAAUUUUGGAUUCACUCAAGAGCAAUGUCAAGAAUUGUUGAGCCUUUUACAACAAUCUAAAACCAUCCCAACACCAUCAUCCCAUUCAGCCAACUCCGUUGUUUCAUCCCCCUUAGCAAUGAAUUUCAAUUCCAAUGCCUCAUCCGAAUUCUACCAAGAAGAUGAUUGGUACAGCUAAGUAUCAGCAUGGACUGUAUGUGAUAAUCAGAGACUCCGCUACAAGAUCCCAACUCACCCAGCCUUUUGUUGGCAAUACUAUUUCCAAAGAUUCUUCUGAUUCCGUUCUAUGGCAUCAUAGAUUAGGCCAUUUAUCAAAUUCUACACAUAGGAUUAUAGCUUCUCAAUUUCCCAUUGUCUCAUACCAACAUCAUGAUGUUCCAUGUGACAUUUGUCACUUUGCUAAACAAAAAAGAUUACCACAUUUCAUUAGUAAUACAAAAUCUGCUUCUGUGAUUGAAUUAUUGCAUGCUGAUAUUUGGGGUCCUUAUUCUAUCCCAUCUGUUUUUGGCCACAAAUAUUUCUUAACCUUGGUUGAUGACUUUAGCCGUUUUACUUGGAUUGUAAUGAUGAAGUCCAAAUCUGAAACAAGACAGCAUCUCACCAAUUUCAUUUCCUACAUUGAAACCCAAUUUCAAACUAAAUUAAAAUGUCUCAGAACAGAUAAUGGCAGUGAGUUCCUUAUGCAUGAUUUGUUUCUUUCAAAAGGCAUUAUUCAUCAGGGAUCUUGUGUUGAAACUCCCCAACAAAACGGGGUGGUUGAAAGAAAACACCAACACAUAUUGAACACUGCUAGAGCUCUCUAUUUUCAAGCUUCGUUGCCUAAAAACUUUUGGAACUUUGCCAUUCAGCAUGCUGUCCAUCUCAUUAACAGAAUCCCAAGUCCCCUUCUUGAUAAUAAAACCCCAUAUCAGGCCCUUCAUCAACGACCACCAAUCCUAGUUCAUUUACGAUCAUUUGGAUGCCUUGCAUAUGCUUCAACUUUGCAAGCUCACAGAACCAAGUUUCAACCCCGAGCCAAGAAAUCUGUUUUGUUAGGAUAUAAAGAAGGUGUCAAGGGGUAUCUUCUUUAUGAUCUUCAUUCCCAUGAAUUCUUCAUGUCUCGAAAUGUGUUCUUUCAUGAAUUCACAUUCCCUUUCCAUACACCUUCACAGACCUCUCUUACUCAGCCCUCUCCCACUCCAAUUACCAUUCAGACACCCAUUUC